AUGCAUCAGCUACCACUAAAGAAUUUACAGAUAAAUUUUAGCAUGUUUAGAAAGUUCAGUGGAUAUAGGCCUUUCAUGUACAAUGUCACUGUGGAUUUCUGUGAGUUCAUCCGACAUCCGAAAAGAUCUCCCUGGUUUAGCAUAGUACACAGCGCCAUGUUCAACUUUACCAAUUUGAAUCACAGCUGUCCCUACGAUGUGGGUAUUCUGGUCUAUGUUUUAAUAUCUUUUAAUAUGGUCUUAAAUGAUCAAAUGCUGGAGAAGACUCCCUUUCCUACUGGAUCGUAUAUGUUUCAACUAAUUUUUGGCAAUUCCAAGCCUAAGGGCAUCACACAAAUUAUGACGGAAGUUGUGGAGGUUGAGUGA
Messenger RNA from Drosophila eugracilis, 366 nucleotides. RefSeq lists its product as uncharacterized. NCBI's taxonomy places the organism in Eukaryota, Metazoa, Arthropoda, Insecta, Diptera, Drosophilidae. The record is from RefSeq and is a predicted model, not a curated record. The coding region runs from base 1 to 366 and encodes 121 amino acids. The transcript has 3 exons.